This is a messenger RNA of Phycodurus eques (leafy seadragon), 2588 nucleotides long. It is a transcript of the gene wipi2, whose product is annotated as WD repeat domain, phosphoinositide interacting 2. The record is from RefSeq and is a predicted model, not a curated record. The transcript has 12 exons. The coding region runs from base 163 to 1446 and encodes 427 amino acids. Gene Ontology annotation, molecular function: protein binding; phosphatidylinositol-3-phosphate binding; phosphatidylinositol-3,5-bisphosphate binding. Gene Ontology annotation, biological process: autophagy of mitochondrion; protein lipidation; protein localization to phagophore assembly site. Lineage: Eukaryota; Metazoa; Chordata; Actinopteri; Syngnathiformes; Syngnathidae. Gene Ontology annotation, cellular component: extrinsic component of membrane; phagophore assembly site membrane; cytosol.
UGUAAAACAACAACAAUAUUGUUAGCAUUAGCAGUGCUACGCUGGCCAACGCAAUGGUUCCCUGAAGCGCAAAUAUACACCUGGCCCCAAAUACACACUACCGUUAUCAGGCCAGAUACUUCAAAUUCCCCCUGGACUUGAAACGCCGAUGGUGCCGGGCUCAUGAACCUGGCCAGCCUAAGCGGGGAUGCGGGCGGAAGCCAGCUCCUCUUUGCCAACUUUAACCAGGACAACACGUCCCUGGCUGUUGGUACCAAAUCAGGAUACAAGUUUUUUUCUCUGUCCUCUGUGGAGAAAUUGGAGCAGAUAUAUGAAUGUACGGACACAGAGGAUGUGUGUAUAGUGGAGCGUCUGUUCUCCAGCAGCCUGGUGGCCAUCGUCAGCCUGAAGGCCCCCAGGAAGCUCAAAGUCUGUCACUUUAAGAAGGGAACAGAAAUCUGCAACUACUCUUACUCCAACACAAUACUGGCUGUUAAACUCAACAGACAGCGGCUCAUAGUGUGUCUGGAGGAGUCACUUUACAUUCACAAUAUUCGAGACAUGAAAGUGCUGCAUACAAUCAGAGAGACUCCCCCCAAUCCUUCAGGGUUGUGUGCCCUGUCCAUUAACAACGACAAUUGUUACCUGGCAUAUCCUGGCAGUGCCAUGAUAGGAGAAGUUCAAGUGUUUGACACAGUCAACCUGCGAGCCGCAAACAUGAUUCCAGCCCACGACAGCCCAUUAGCAGCUCUUGCUUUUGAUGCCAGCGGAACUAAACUAGCCACAGCUUCAGAGAAGGGCACUGUCAUCCGUGUCUUCUCCAUCCCAGAAGGACAAAAACUCUUUGAAUUUCGACGAGGGGUCAAGAGGUGUGUGAGCAUCUGCUCCUUGGCCUUCAGCAUGGAGGGCUUGUACCUGUCAGCCUCCAGCAACACAGAGACGGUUCACAUCUUCAAACUAGAAACACAGAAGGAGAAGUAUGUGCCAGCAGAGGAGCCCACCACUUGGGGUGGGUACUUGGGCAAGGUUCUGAUGGCGUCAACCACCUAUCUGCCCUCCCAGGUCACAGAAAUGUUCACACAGGGGCGAGCCUUCGCCACCGUGCGCCUGCCCUUCUGUGGCCAUAAAAACAUCUGUGCUUUAACAAUGAUUCAGAAGAUUCCCAGGUUGCUGGUUGCAGCGGCUGAUGGCUACUUAUAUCUCUACAACUUGGAUCCACAAGAAGGAGGGGAAUGCACUCUCAUGAAGCAGCACAGGUUAGACGGCAGCGCAGAGCCGCCUAAUGAGAUCCUGGAGCAGGGGUCACAUGAUCGCCCACUUGUGGCGCAGACCUACAGUGCUUCUGUCACUAAAGGUUACUGUGACGAGCAGGGUGCCGUGGGAGGGGCGGGGCUAGACGACGACCUCAACAACUUGCGCCUGGAGGACGAGAAUGAGCAGCCGCCGCUCAUCCUGGAAACUGACUGACCAAAUGAACGGCCUCACCCAUCAAUCAGAGGGCCUCCUCUGGCGCUGCUAUAGACAAGUGACACUAGGGGGAGAGCAAGAUCAGAGAGGGAAGGUGUUUUUUUUUUUUUUUUUUUAAACACACCGAGCGCUCUAGAGCCUUUCUGUUGUUAUUUGUUGUUGUUUGUUUCUUCACAUACAUCUCCAUAUUUUAUCUUCCUCCCUCUUCCUUGUGCUCCUUUUCCCCUCGGUUUAGUCUGCGCAGGCCAAACUGACUGCUUUGCAUGUACAUGUGCCAACCGCUCAAACAAAACCCCAAUGUGAGUGUGCGUGUUGGACUAUUGAUCAAAAUAGAAAUGUAGCAGUGCUCUACUAAAGACACACACGCAGAUGCUAGCGCUGUGUAUAAAAAAACAAUUGUGUAAGUGCCUCUUUGCUCUCCUAUCAUGUUUUUUUCUUCUUCUUAAGAUCUCUGCAUUGGCUUAAUAAAAAUCUAUUUUCAUUUGUCUGAUAUCUGAGGGUGUGUGCUGUACUCUCCUUUCUGACACUUUGCUCUCUCACAUGAGCACACACACACACACACUUUUUGGGCAAGAAGCCCACAGUGUGUGUCGUCUGCUCGCAUCUGACUUUUGAUGCUUUUUGCUGGCAGAGGUUUGUGUGCGUGCGUGUGGUGUAAUUAGCUUAUGUUUAUCCUCAAUCACUUCUACCUGUUCAACAGAGGCUCCCUGGACCCGCCCACCCUUGCUUCCCUCCAAUCAUUGGUCAAAUUCCAACUUUGAUAUUAUGGCUUUUUUUGUAAAGCUACAGGCUGUGCCGUGUCAGCCUACAUGAUGUUGCCAUGAUACUGUGUCCAUACACUGAAGACAUUUUAUGACCAUUUAUUAUGCAGAGCUAAGAAACACAACAAUGUGUCUGUACAUUUCUUAUAAUCGCAGGUUAGCACUGUAAAUUGUUCUGCUUCUGACCAUUGACUCUUGGUGGACAGUGUCUUCAUUUGAUUAAUUCGCUGUUUUAGGAUGUUAAUUCCAGCGGUCCUUUUGUUGACUGAGGCCACUCAGCAAAGAUUAGCCAGGAGAUUGGGAGUGUCAGGUGUUUUCUAUUGAUUUUGUAUAAAAUGUGAAACAAUUUGAAACCACAAUAAAGAUAAAAGUCCAUGUUGA